Pocillopora meandrina is the source of this 6419-nucleotide messenger RNA. The record is from the annotation of a GenBank genome assembly. Lineage: Eukaryota; Metazoa; Cnidaria; Anthozoa; Scleractinia; Pocilloporidae.
AUGGCGGAAGGCGAGGGUAAUAACGAUAUUGUGGAAAGUUCUCAUGAUUUAACCAUUACUGACGACCAAAACGCUUCUGGGGAGACCGAAGGAGCUUCAGAAACAGGAGAAAAAGAACUACCGUAUAAUUAUGGAUUUUCCUUACCGGAAUACUACAAACUUUGCCUACAGUAUUAUCACAAAGGUAUGCCAGUUGCGCAGUUCAUCUCUGCAUAUCUGUAAAUUCUUAUACAUUUUGUAUUUGUUUAGGUUGCUCUGAUUUUCUUACAACCCAUUCUGCUUUUUUUCGCGAUAAUUACCUUGAUGAAGUAGUUUAUUUACACAAUUGCUAGUUUUUGUUCCAUUAAAGUGCCAUUUAUCUAAAUUCUUUUAAGUUUGCGGAAGCUAGCUUGUACAUCUUUUAAUUUGAAAUUACUUUAUUCGUGUCCCUUCACUUACCAGACAAAGGUAAUCAACCUUGGAGGGCUGCAUAGAUUUUUUUUUCAUUUAAUUUGCUUCUUGUAAUUUGAAAUCAUCUAAAUUUGGCGAAAUUUUUUCAGGAUUUUGUUGUCUCUGAGAGAGCUCUGGGAAAAUUCCUUAGAGCCUUUAAGGACUUGGAGUAUUGUAUUUUGUCACUGUUUUGCAUAUCAGAGGGAGAUCUUUUUGUGAUUGUUCUCCCCAGCAUUCAUCACAGCUGGUUUCGUCAUUUCCCACAAAUAGAACACAAAUAGAUUCCAUGUUGCAGUUUGUCUGUUUAGUAAUUGAUCACACAUGACAUCGAAAUGUGGUAAGAACAAAAAAGGGGCACAUAAGUUACCGGUGAAUGUGUCACUGAUGUUCUUACCAGGUUUUUACAUCUUUUGUGAUCUAUAGUCAGACCUGUAUUAAGCAGCACUAUAUUAAGUGGUCACCCUAUUUCAAGCAGUUGGUUUUCAAAGUCCUGAAAUUGUUACCCCUUCUUACUGUAAUUUUCACCUCUACUUAACAGUGUCAGUUACUCUUUAAUGAGUCCCAAAGGCCUGUUUGUAUUGUCCUCCACCCGCAUUGAAGGAUCACUUCAAGCCAAACCAUUCUAAUUAAACUGAGAAUUAUCUUUCAAGUUAAAUUAAAUGUAUUUUUAUCUUCCAAAAUCAAUCUUAGUGGUAUUUUCAAAGGAACUUUUGUACAUUUAAUGGUCAAUAAUGGCGUUAUGCAAUGUUUUUUAUUUUCUUUCAUAAUUUACCCCUAUUCUGUGGAACCUGCAUAAGCUGUUAACCUGUAUUAAGGGAUCACCCUGCCAUUCUCCAUGGGUGACCGCUCAAUACAAGUUCAACUGUAUUACUGUACAAACUCAUGGCAACAUAGAAUUAAUUUGAUAUAUAUGAUAAAAAGAAAAAUGUUGUUAACCCUUUAAACCCUGAGAGUGACCAGCAUCUAAUUUCUCCUUACAGUAAUAUGGCUGAAUCAUUCAUUAAGAUCACAAAAAUAAAGGAAAUGAUUACCACCUAAGGAAGCUUUGAUUGUUCCACAAAUUCUCCUUGUCAGUACUAAAGGGAAUGUGUAGAGAAGAGUAGGGAGAAUGUGGAUACUGAUGUUAGGGUGUAAAGGGUUAAUGGGAACAGCAUUUAUUUGUCUGUCCUCCAACAGAUCAUGAGUUAGAGCCAAUCAAAUUGUUUGUAUGACUGUGUCACUGUGAAUCUAAGACUAAAUUGAGUGUUCAAGAUUAGUUUAGUGCAACUUGUAUGUUCAUUUCCAUUGGUGCAUUUGAUUUAUUUCUCACUCUGCAGAAAAGCAAAUAAUAAAGCUUACUUAUGAUGACAAAGUUCAGCUGACUGCAUACUGGAAACAAGUUUCAAGUGGAGCUUUUGACCCUGAAAAGUACCCAGAUGUAGGAUAUUUUGAUGUUAUUGGCAAUGACAGGAGGUAAAGAUGUUAAUUGAAUAGCCAAAUAAAUAACUGAAUUAAUGAAUAGAUAAAGGAUAAAUGAAGAAAUAAAAUUUGGCUAUUAUAGUGAAGCAUUGAAGUUUACAUCAGUCUCUUAUUUCCAUGUAAUUAUCCCUUUUAACCCUUUAACUCCCAGAAGUGAUCAACAGGAAACUUCUCCCUAUAAUAUCCUUACAUUAUCCAGCAAACAGCUAAUGAGAAUAUUCAAACUUAUCAGGUAGAAGCUGUUGUCUUCAUCUAACACCAAGUUCUCAUAACCAAUUUACAAGGAUGUGUGUAGCAGGUGGAGGGGAGAAUUACCAAUUAGAUCUUAAGAAUUAAAGGGUUAAGCCACCAUUUGUUUUUGAAUCAAUAAUAUACCCUCUUCAGAGGCAGAUUCAAGAAUUUAAGAUAUGGAAUGUCUAAACUUUGAUUCGGUAGACAAUUUGUUUUUUGGUACUAGCACCUCCUCCUUGGUCGAUAACUGCUGAGGCCGAUAAGUUUGUUUAUUCUUAUCACAUUCUGUAGAAUGAUACAUAUCAGGAUAUUUCAGUUGUGGGAAUUGAGGUGUUAAUGGAAUUUACUGUCUUUCUUCUAUGUCUUCUGUUUAUGGCUUCAAUUUAAACCCUUGUCACUGGUUUUGAUGCUAAAUUAGCACAACUAAUUUUUCUUACGUUCAUUGUUUUCUCUUUAUCAGGAGAGCAUGGGAGAGCCUUGGUAACAUGGAGCCUAGAGAAGCCAUGAAGAAGUUCUGUACAUUACUAGGGACAUGUUCACCUGAGUUAGCUCCUUGGAUGGAAGCACAACAAAAAGAAAAAGAAGAAAAAGAAAGAAUGAGAAAGGAAGAAGAGGAAAGACUUCGAAGGGAAGCAGAGGAAGCUGCUGAGAGAGAGAGGCAGAGACUGUUGGAAGAGGAAAUGAGGAGAAAAGCUGAAGAAGAAGAGGAGGAAAGGUACACAGGGUUUAAUGUUGAAGAAAUGUAAAAUGGUUUCUGUGUUUACAUAGCCUGAUGUAAAGACGCGGGAGGUUGGGGGAACACGAGAUAAGCGUAGGAAACCGCAAAGCGGAGUAAUUUCCAGCUUAUUGAGUGUUCUCCCAACCUCCCAAGUGUUUACAUCAGGCUAUGUAAACACGGAAACCAUUUUACAUUUCUUUUAUAAAAUAACUAAUGAAAGAGGAAUAAAAACUGUGUUUACAUACGCUCAUGUAAAAUGGUUUUAUGGCCAAUCAGAGCGCACGUACUAUUUGAAUUAUUUUAUAAUUCUAUUUGGUGUGUGAAUUUUACAUACCUCUUGUUAACUGAGUGCAAGGUCCACUCAGAAUGUGUAGGUCAAAAAUCUCCGCUGAAAAAAGGUGGUUCUGUAACUUACAGUAUGAACUGAGAGAAAUACAUGUAGGUUAGUAAGAUAUUUAUCAUAUCUCUGGGUUCAAAUAGAGGGGAAAGAUUUCAGUUUAAACAACAUUUUUAAUGUAGCAGGCAUACAGUGAAAUAUGGCCUGCUAAAUUAACCAAUCAUAGAACACUUACUAGCUGAGAGUUAUAAUACAUGUAAAUUUCAUUAGUUUAAUUGCUGUGGUGAUUUUUGGAAGAUGGGCAUGCUCUUAUUGGUUGAGGAUUACAUCAUAUCUUGCUAUAAUCACCUUACAUGAGGUGAUUAUAGCAAGUUGCUAUCAUGGCAAACUGUGUUUAAAAAUGAGAUGAUUAUUUUCCUGAAAUGUUGUUACCCUUUCUAAUUUGAACUACAUGUAGGCCAGCUGCCAGUCUUCUUGAGCUUGGUUGGUAGAGCUUCCUAGUGUGAAAUUGGAACUGGCUUAGGUUUGAAUCAUUUUUAGAGGAUUAUUUGGACUAUGUUCCACACUUGUGGUGGUGUUAUUCUCUCUUCUCUUGAUAAGAGUGCUCUUUAUUGGAAAAUCUGACCAACAAAACUUAUCCCAGGGCAAAACUUUACAUCCAGUAUAGUUGAUACUAGCAUUAUAAUGCAGUGAAGUAGUUGCGUUAGUAUGGAGUACAUGAAUUGUGUCAGUAUUGGUGCAUUUCAAGUUGAUAUGCAAGAAGUAUCUAGUAUGUGUCCAAUAUACAGACAUACCUACUGGGUAAAAGUUAAUUUACUUCCAUCACAUUCAGGAGAAAACAAGAAAUUAUUCUGAGGCAGCAGCAAGAGGAACAACUCUUACAACAACAGCAACAACAAAUGUUGAAUAAGCAGCAGCAAUAUCAACAACAACAGACACCAGAUCAACAGGUAGAUCAGCUGAGUUGCAGUUUUAACCUUUAACACCCAAACAUCAGUAUGCAAAUUUUCUGUACUGUAAAUUGCAAUGGACUUACAUCUCAGAGAGGGAGAGUAGAUGUACUCCAAUUCACAUCAUGCUCAACAAAUUGGGAUGGGAUUUUGCCAGUUCUUUUUUGUGCUCUGAUGACAACACUGGUAACUUGACUAUUCCGUUGCAUCUGAAGUGUAAACUAGACAGAAAGAUACAGGUCAAAAUGUUAUUAGCCCGAUUAUUAGUAAACAUUUUUAUUUUAAUGUGAAUCAUGAUAUAUGCUCUUUGUUGUAAAGCCCAAGGCAAUGGCAGUGAAUGGCACCCCAAGGAUAGCACCCCCUUCAUUAUGGACGCGUCCAAAAGUCCAAGAGUUUAUUCAACAUCUCAAGUCUGAUCCUACUUCUGUGUUAGUUGUUGGACGUGGGGAGACGAUGACAGUUCGUGUACCUACACAUGAAGGGGGUAAGUGCAGGACAACUGUCCUACAUCAGCCUAAUUUCAAUGUGUUGAAAUUGAGUAUCAAACAAGAGACGUCAAAAUGAGGCUCUAAGGAAUGAGCCACACAAACUCUUACUUUUUUACACAAACUCUAUGGUUCUUUUCCCAGAGCCUUGACCUGACCUCUGUUGUUUAAAGUUGAAUUUUAAGAUACAAAAUUUGGCUAUUUACUAGUAUUGGCAAGUUACAACGAGUUUAAGUGAAACUCGAUCGACUCAUGUCAAAAAUUUUGAUCUGGGUUCAAAGAUAGUCUGUCAGCUGAGCUAAGUACUUCAGUACUUUGAAGUACAAAGUACAAAGUACGAGGAGAUGUAAAUAAGUGGCCCUGCAUCUUGCAGUUUUAUCCAGUUUUACUACGUCGAAAACUCCACUAUUUUAACACUUAUCGGCUCUAAAAUACUGUUUGUUAUCCUUCAUUCUUAGGAACAUGUGUAUUUUGGGAAUUUGCCACUGAAUUCUACGAUUUAGGCUUUGGAGUCAGCUUUGAAUGGUCGCAACCGCAAACCAAGAACAUCACCGUCGCGGUGAACGAAUCUGACGACGAGGAAUUCGGAGAAGAGGAUAAAUCGGCUGAAAACGAGUCCAGUCCCCCCAAACCAAGAGUAGACGAAGUACUGCCUGUCGAACGGAGGCCUUGUAACGAGGAAGUGAUUAUUGGAAGUCACUUAUAUCCAGGCCGCGGCGUGUAUCUUCUCAAGUUUGAUAAUUCAUAUUCACUGUUCAGGUCAAAGACUUUGUAUUAUCGAGUUUACUACACUCGGUAAUGCAGGGAUGGAGACAGACACUUUCGCGAGAGACGCUGAACGGAGCUCACAACGGUAACUAAUUUCACAAAGCGGGAACAUUUUGAAGAGUGUCUCAAAUUAUAACCUUUAUAAUAUAUCACGUUACGCUUAAAUUAGGUUCGAAUUAAUUCAACCUUCCGUCACGUUUUUGUGAUGAGUGUCGGUCGAUGUGUGUUAUGAAACAGAAAAUUGUAUAGUUAUUUAUACAGUGUUUCAUGUUUUGGGAAUGAAGUCCAUUAGGAAUAGCAGGCAAUGGAGACGACAAACUCUCGUAGAGCUUUUGCAAGUUUUUGAUGAAACAAUAGGGGUCGAAAACUCUUCUGUUUUUUUUCAAUUAUUUUGAAAAUUAUUGUCUUGUUUCCCUACUAAAAACCUACAACAAGGAGAGAAAGUUUUGAUUUUAAAAAUCUGAUUAGCACACGAGGUGAUUAUUUUGGAUUAAAAGUAUAGAAAUAUGUAACCUGGUAUCAGGGCGAAAGAAGAAACAUGAACCUAUGAUUAAGGUUAAAACAGCGCCAUUUUUUUGUUUGCUUGUUUGUCUGUUUUUGUCGUUGUGUUUUUUUUUUUUUUUUAAACAACUCGUAAUCCUUUAAAAUAACAGAUUAAGAGAAGAGCUUUCUCGAAAAGAAGAGAAAAUCUCGGUUUUUUUAUUCUUAGAAUAUAAGGUGGGCCUCUCUCUCAUGACGAGGCUUCGCAUUGAAGGAGUCGCAAUAUUCACGACGCACCAAUGAUGAUGUGGCUUCUCUGCAGGUUGCUUGAUAAAAUAAUCUUAUUGAAAGGAAAAAAGGAUUGGAAAAUAUAAGUUGAAUAAAAAAGGAGGAAAGAGAGGGAGAGAGAUAUACGAAGGUAACUUCAGUCAGGUUUCGUGUCGUUAGGGGUCUGGUACAGAAAUUGCCUCAACUUUCCCGCAAUUGAUAUUAGGUUUGGUGUGAUAACUUGUUUAUUGACGACUGUUCAACUGAAUCCUUAAUCAUAAAUAAAAAUAAGCUUC